Euleptes europaea (tarantolino) is the source of this 545-nucleotide messenger RNA. RefSeq names its product centrosomal protein 19 (gene CEP19). The record is from RefSeq and is a predicted model, not a curated record. The transcript is spliced from 3 exons. Gene Ontology annotation, biological process: microtubule anchoring at centrosome; trans-Golgi to periciliary membrane compartment transport. Gene Ontology annotation, cellular component: centrosome; ciliary basal body; spindle pole. NCBI's taxonomy places the organism in Eukaryota, Metazoa, Chordata, Lepidosauria, Squamata, Sphaerodactylidae. Bases 27 to 518 code for a protein of 163 amino acids.
GGAAAGACCUUGCCAUAGGAACUGGGAUGUCUUUCAUUGCAAAGAAGUGUGGCAUUCAGUUGCAGCCCCCAUCUAUUAUUUUAAUCUAUGAAGACCAGCUCAAGAAUAAUGUACGGAAGCGCAUCAUGCCUGUUCGGAAUUUCUCCAAAUACUCAGAUUGCAGCAGGGCAGCAGAACAGCUAAAGAAUAACCCUCGACACAAGACUUAUUUGGAAGGGGUCUCAAUGGAACAGUUGCAAAAGUUACACAGUUUGCUCAGAGGGCAUUUGGGAGGACAAAGUUUGUCUCAGAGUCUAAAACAAAUUCAGCUGAAAGUAACGAUUGACCCUGAGGAGAACCUAAACCAACUUGAUGACAAGGAGCUUGCAAAAAGGAAAAAAAUAAUGGAUGAGCUAUUUGAAAAGAACAGAAAAAAGAAAGAUGAUCCUGAUUUUGUCUACAAUGUAGAAGUGGAUUUCCCACAAGAGGAGGAGCUUGAAUCCUGUGGCUGGGAUGCAGAUUCAGAUGAUGAUUUUUGAACUAUAACCAAGUUCUUUGGAUUCAUG